CACCGGAAGUGAGUAGUACUAAAGAAGAAGAAGGAGGAGGCGGACGCUUCCGGUUGCAGGAGGCUGUCGCUAGUGUAGUGUUUUCCUGGAAAAGAAGUACGUGUUAGUGUAUCGUGGGAGAAGAAGAAGAAGCAGCGCUGAACGGAACAGAACAUGGACUGUGAAGAGAAGACGUACGGUGGCUGCGAAGGCCCAGACGCCAUGUACGUGAAACUGAUCUCCUCUGACGGUCACGAGUUCAUCGUGAAGAGAGAACACGCGCUAACGUCAGGAACCAUCAAAGCCAUGCUGAGCGGCCCUGGUCAGUUUGCUGAAAACGAAACGAAUGAAGUGAAUUUCCGAGAGAUUCCGUCUCACGUCCUCUCCAAAGUCUGCAUGUAUUUCACCUACAAAGUCCGAUACACCAACAGCUCCACAGAAAUCCCGGAAUUCCCCAUCGCUCCGGAAAUCGCCCUGGAACUGCUCAUGGCUGCAAACUUCUUAGAUUGUUAAACGUGUACGCGGUGCACGUGCUUGAGUUCGAUGAAACGUUUUAGUAAACAAAAUAGACAAAACGUGUGGCAGAAGGACGUGUCGUGUGCUUUUAAAUUUUAGUUCCCUUUCCCACAGUAUUAGUUUUGUCCAUGAUGCAGAAUUCCGUAAGGAGAAGGUCGUUACGCAGAUAGCAUGUUGUGUCUGUUUCCCCUCCACUGCUAAUGAAUUGCUGUGAAAUACUAACCACAUGAAUAAAAUAAUUUAAUAAUUAA
This is a messenger RNA of Pangasianodon hypophthalmus (striped catfish), 746 nucleotides long. It is a transcript of the gene elocb, whose product is annotated as elongin C paralog b. The transcript has 4 exons. NCBI's taxonomy places the organism in Eukaryota, Metazoa, Chordata, Actinopteri, Siluriformes, Pangasiidae. Gene Ontology annotation, biological process: ubiquitin-dependent protein catabolic process. Bases 154 to 492 code for a protein of 112 amino acids. The record is from RefSeq and is a predicted model, not a curated record. Gene Ontology annotation, cellular component: elongin complex. Gene Ontology annotation, molecular function: protein-macromolecule adaptor activity.